Messenger RNA from Helianthus annuus (common sunflower), 2267 nucleotides. RefSeq lists its product as uncharacterized. The transcript is spliced from 4 exons. The coding region runs from base 348 to 1889 and encodes 513 amino acids. The record is from RefSeq and is a predicted model, not a curated record. Lineage: Eukaryota; Viridiplantae; Streptophyta; Magnoliopsida; Asterales; Asteraceae.
AUAUAUAUAUAUAUAUAUAGAGAGAGAGAGAGAGAGAGAGAGAGAGAGAGCGGUUAACCUACAAUAUUAGUAAUCGUACAUUACAUACGUGAUAAUCCUGACCGUAGGAUCAAGGGAUUAAAAGCGUGAUUAAAUAAUAGUUUAAAGGUUUGUUUAAAACGUAAUUAUGUGAACCAAAGGUUAAAAUGGCCAAUUUCCUAUACCUAAAUACCCGGCUAAAUCUCAGUAUCUAAUCAAAAAACCAUAUUUGAUCAUCAAAAAUUUCAGUGAGUUUCAAACGAUUCCGACCGAGGGAGAAAGACGAUUAACAACGGCGAACAACCAACGACCAUCGAUUUCACUUGAGAAUGACGAAUACGGCAUUAAGAGAAGCUAAGAGAGAAAGACGGAGCAAGAAAAGAAAUGAUCCGGUGAAGCCGGUGCACAUUAGCGGCAUAACUACAGGGGUUGCUGAUGAUGAUGAUGAUUUUGAGCCCCCGAUUCAGUCGAUGAUGACAAAGCAACCUCAGAAAUUAAAGGUUAAUAAAAAGCAAACAAAAUUAAGUCUACAAGAUGAUGAUGAUGACUUUGAAGUACCUAUUAGAGACUUGAUAGUCAAAAGGGGUGAAAACACAAGAAAAAGGCCAAAUGCUACAACUAACCAAGAUGGUGAUGACUUUGAGCCAGUAAAAAAGAAACAAUCGAAAAACGAAAAGCAGAUGGAUCCUAUCGAGGGGAAACGGAAGAUUACCGAUGCAGAACCUAUUAGGACAGAACCAAGACCGUACUAUGAUUAUCAUCAUGAUGUAAUAAGCCUACGGUGCAGUCCUUCAGGUUUUUUGGAUACAGUUAAGCACUUUACUGAAGCGCAGGUGGCGGAUGUGAAGAGCAUUGGAUUUGGUGAUGUCCUUAAUAUAAAGCUUUAUCAUAUAAGCACACGUUUAGGGUAUUGGCUCGUGCGAAACUAUGACGAGCAAUACAGCACACUAAACAUAGGAAAUCACAAGAUUGAAAUCACCCGAGAUUCAGUACAUGACGUGUUUGGUAUUCCAAAGGGUGAUGUUAUUGUACGAGAAAAAAAUAAGCCUAGGAAAGGAGCAAUAGUGGAGAAAAAUACGGCUACUCAAGGCGCAGAAACAACCAUAGAUGAGUUCAAAAACCAGUGGCCAGACACAAACAAAAUUACUCAUACUUUACUUGCAAGAACCAUGUCAAAGCAAACCACUGGCGGACGAUUAUUCAAGCUAAAUUUCCUAGCCUACUGGAACACUUUGUUUGUAGAGAUAACAAAGUCAACAACUGUUAAGCAAAGUUUUCUACUUGCAAUUGACAAAGAGGAAGACAUUCCAAAGCUGGAUUGGUGCUCCUUCGUUUUAGAAUCGCUGAAACGAACAAGACAAGGUUGGAAAAAGUUAGACUCACAAUACAAUGGACCAGUUGCAUUCCUAAUGCUUCUAUACAGCCAUUACUUCAACAAAAGACACAAAAUUUUCGAUGAAGCUGUCAAAAUGCCUGUAAUACAGUAUGUAACCUCUGGUAUGAUCGACGACGUGGAAAAAUAUUUAUACAACAACGGGCCGCUAAAUGUUGAAGAUUGUGAUGAAGUAGAGAAAGACGAAGGAGCAAAUGAUAAUCGCCAGGAUCAACAACAUGUUACUGCCUCAGGCAUCAAUGGCGAUGAUCAUCAAAAUCAAGAGGCUACGACCGCACCAUUCGAAAUCGUAAAACAGAACACUUCGACGCUGUACACUGACCUUUUCGCUGACAACAUCCCGCUACACGAGGCAGCUGUGGUACAAGAAAACCUCACCGAAUUCAAUACAUUAGAUCAGCGUAUGGAAGAUACGGAUGAGUACAUAAUAUACGACACAUGUUUACAACAGAAGAAACCUGGCUGGAAACCUGGAUGAGGAAGAUCCGAUUGACGAAGGUGACAUACCAUCAAAUACGGAUUGGUUUGAUGGGUGGAAUCCGAAUGAACAUAUUUCAGCUUUGAAUUUAGAUGAAAUGGACAUAGGGACACAAACGCAAAAAGAGAUUGACUACUGCAGCACUCCGGUUCAACUAACCGGGGUGAUCUAUGAUCAUGUUGCGUGGGAAGCCUCGAAAAAAAGUAAAAAGGUAAACUGGAUUUUUUGUUUUUGUUACUGUGAUUAACACACGCUAUAUUACUUGUUUAUGAUGUUAGAAAAUAAUUACUGUACAUGUAAUAACGCAUUUUGGACAACAAAAUAAUAACGCAUGGUUUGGGACUUCAGAAUUUGACAGUUGGGGUUUCAAAAAAUGAA